Molecule: messenger RNA, 5613 nt
Organism: Scomber scombrus (Atlantic mackerel)
Lineage: Eukaryota; Metazoa; Chordata; Actinopteri; Scombriformes; Scombridae
Gene: epb41l4b
Product: erythrocyte membrane protein band 4.1 like 4B
Exons: 23
Coding region: 976-3291 (771 amino acids)
Cellular component (GO): cytoskeleton
Molecular function (GO): cytoskeletal protein binding
Source: RefSeq, a predicted model, not a curated record
GCAUGUCAUAAAAAUCAUUUUCAUGAGAGUAAUUCACACCUUGAUUCCUGUAUUGUUUAACUUCAAUAGAUUUAAAUGUGAUUACUUGUAUCCCAACAGUAAAUAAUUCAGUGUGUGUAAACCACUAUUCGUGACAGUGUGGAGAUGUUAAAAAAAAUCAGUUCACUAGAUUGAUAAAAUGUGAGAAGUAUUCUAGAGAGACUGAAGGCUGGAGACCUCUUAGAAGCCCUUUAGCGAUCCCUGGGACACCCUGGACCGCAUGUUGGAAACCGCUAAUGGUCUGUAUUCCCUGGGUGGACCCAUGACAGACAGGUGGCGCUGCUUCACCGGCGCUGAUGGGUCGGCCAGUGUGAGGGAGCAGAAGUUUGUUCUGCGCUGUGUUUUUACGCAGGCGCAGAUCAUGCUGUUUGUCCAGUUUCGCUGGUUGACUUUUACCUGUGAGGUAGACUAGUUUCGGCUCGCCGGUGGAAAGAAGAGCUACCGAGCACCGUCCGGUCCAGAGGUGACAAGACUUUUUCCUCCUCCCCUCCUCCCCUGGACCGUGUGACUCAGGGGUUCCCGCUGCGGAGCGUCGGCCGGGAUUUCUCCGGGAUUUUAGAGUCGGUGCGCAACAGCGAGAGAGACAGGAGGCAGGUGCACGGGAGAGGAGGACAGGACAGGGGGAGGAGGAGGGCUGCUUCCGUGAGAGACUCCUGUCGUUCACACCACAACGAAUGACUGGAAAUCAACUGGUUGGCGCCUCGGUGGUCGAUUUGUGUGAGUUUCAUUAGUAUGCGGCAGGAGUCUCCCCGCUGCUGCCGACUGGACUGAUCGGCAGCCCUGAAGUCUCCUCCGUGGCUGCUGAGUGACUCCUCGCCCCGGGGAGGACGAGGAGGAGGCGGCGGCAGCACAAGCAGGACCCCGGCUGCACCGACUGGUCGGUGGGGCUCUUUUCACGCACACAGCGCGGACCUCCUCGCCCUGUGGAUCAAGAAGAUGAUGGGCUUUCUGCGCCGGACGUUCAGCCGCCGGUCACGGAGCCGGUUCCAGGCGAGAGAGGGGGACGAGCGGGACGGUAAAGGAGGAGCGGGAGGAGGGAUGACCGGGAACCCCCUGCUCAUGGCUCAUCAGCAGCAGGUCGUCCACGCGCCUGCCGUGGUGACCGGCGGAGCGUCGGUCCACAUCCCUGCUGCCGGGACGGCGCGGACAACCAUCACCUGCAGGGUCCUGCUGCUGGACGGCUCGGACGUCAAUGUGGAUUUGCCUAGCAAGUCCAAAGGCCAGGACCUUUUUGACCAGAUCAUGUAUCACAUAGAUCUGGUUGAGACAGACUACUUUGGACUGCAGUACAUGGACACAGACCAAAUCUCACACUGGCUGGAUAUGUCCAAGCUUAUAAAGAAGCAGAUCCAAGAUGGGCCACCAUUUAGACUGUUCUUCAGAGUGAAAUUUUACUCAUCAGAGCCAAAUAACCUGCGUGAGGAAUUUACAAGGUAUCUGUUUGUGUUGCAGCUUCGACAAGACAUCUUAUCUGGCAAAUUGAAAUGUCCGUAUGAAGUCUCAGUAGAGCUGGCAUCGUAUUGUUUACAAAGUGAGCUGGGAGACUGCGACCCCUUGGAGCACUCUCCUGAGCUGGUGUCAGAGUUUCGUUUCACUCCUAAACAGAGCGAGGCCAUGGAGGCGGACAUAUUCGGCAGGUGGCUGGACCUUAGGGGAAAGAGCCCGUCUCAAGCAGAGAUCUCCUUCCUCAACAAAUGCAAGUGGCUGGAGCUUUACGGAGUAGAUAUGCACUUUGUUAAGGGCAAAGAUGGAGGAGAGUAUGCACUAGGUCUCACUCCCACUGGCAUCUUGGUAUUUGAGGGCUCCAACAAAAUUGGCCUCUUCUUCUGGCCCAAAAUCACUCGGCUGGACUUUAAAAAGAGUCGACUCACGUUGGUCGUGGUGGAGGACGACGAUCAGGGCCGGGAGCAGGAGCAUACGUUUGUGUUCCAACUGGCAAGCUCCAAGACCUGCAAACACCUGUGGAAGUGCGCCGUGGAGAGCCACGCCUUCUUCCGGCUACGCCAGCCAGCCACAGGCAAAGCCAGCCAAAAUGACUUCACGCGUCUCGGGUCUCGCUUCAGAUUCAGUGGUAAGACAGAGUACCAGGCCACUCAUGGAGGCAGACUGAGGCGAGCCAGCACGUUUGAGAGAAGGCCAAGCAAGCGUUACCCCUCCCGCACACAUUCACUGGGUAAAGUUACCAUUUCUCCAGCCAAGCCACCACACAUCAGCUCUCACGCCAGCCCUGAUCCUAGCCUACAUCCGUACCAGCACAACAUUCCUAUUGGUCACGAGCCGUGGCACCCGCAGCAUCCUGCUCUCACACCCCCAGUUUACCUGCAGCCCUCUGGACGCACGCCUCCUCACAGUUACCCUCUGAGCGGUCCCGCUACAGACCAUCAGUUCAGCGUUGAGGAGAAUGAGACUUCUUAUUCUGGCAAGAUGCACCACCAUCAUCGUCGCCACACACACAGCCAGGACACGCUCUGCCAUACACACACCAAGAACAAACGUCGAGUUCCUCCCUGCCCAGCUGAUGAGUUGGAGAUCUCUCAGUCUCUUCUCAAGGCUCUGGAGUCGGACAGUGAUUCUCCUCCCUGGCCUUCACUACACGUCAACAUGGACAAGGGAGAUGAGAAGCAGCUGUCAGAAAAGUCUCUCCACCCUCCUGCCUCCCCAGCGAUGCUCCCAGACCACCUUAAGUGUAACAUCCUCAAGGCCCAGAUGGAAGCAGCUUUCAGGAAGGAACCUCCAACAACGCCUAGAGGAAAGAACUCAAAUGAGACCCUCAAUGACAGAUAUCAGAGCUCGUCUCAAGACUCAGCUGGAUCCAGUCUGACUGCAGACAAAACGCCCCACCGGCAAGAGCGCAACCCAACGCCAGAGAGGCCCCAACCCAAAGCCAACACAGGCACCAAUCGCAGGAAACGAUUGGUCAGACAGUUCAGCUUUAACCAUGAAGAUGAAGAUAAUCUACCAGAAGCACUCGCAGCCAUCUCCUCCCAGAGUAUGGCAAAGUCAGGCUCCAGCAGCUCAUUGGACAAACAGAUACAGCCGUCUAUAUACCCACAGGUGGAUAAUAUGCCAGCACUGGAACUGGGUAGUCCGUGCUGUCUCUCUCCUUCGCCUUCUCCCCACCUCUCCCCUUCUUACUACCGUAGCUCCAUUCCUCACCUGGUCCCUUACCUUGCUGCCCAUAACGACAGUGGAGAGGAAAUGAGGCUGGACAGAGAGAAGAUACUAAGAGCCCUCCUGAUGACAGAGCUCUGAGACAUUGACCCUCGACCCCUGUGACAUCGCUGCCAGGUCCAGCAGGCCAGGCAUUGAGGGUGGAAAGUGAAAGUGGAUAUUGGAGACCCAAAGGCGUUUGGCUGCAAUCAGCAUUUGUAUAUUUGCAUAAUACAUUCAGUAGGUGUGAAUAUAUGUAUAUUUGCAUAAAGGCAAUUGUUAUAUUUGCUGGUUACUUAAGAAGGAUCUUUAUAUUCUUAAAACUGAAAAUGUAUGAACUGUAAGUGAGCUUGAAUCAAACUGACUCGCAGGCUAACUGACUGACUCACACAUUCACACACAUUACAGAAAAGCUACAUAUGUGACUGGUGCUGCCUGCAUGAUAAAUAUGUUACAAGAUGAAAUGUUAUCUGAUUUGCUUUGAGGUUAUGUUUAGUUUUUAUGUGAUUUCAUCAUCACUGUGUCUUUGUUGAUGCCUAAACUGUGUUUCAGACAGCGACUGUUGAGGAAUUAUGGCUACUGCCAUCAAUCUCUACACUUUAAAAAAAAAAAAAAAAGUUAAAGGAUAGGUUCACGUUUUUUAAAGUCUACCUUAAAGGGGGCCAUAUACAUAUUUACAAGUCUAUAUUUUUAAUCAGGGGCUCUACAGGAACAUCUUUGCAUGAUUUACAGUUUUAAAAACUCCUUAUUUAUACUAAUCCUUUAUGCAGCCUCUCAGUUCAGCCUCUUUCUAAAAUAGACUGUUUUUACUCCUGUCUCUUAAAAGCCAUCCUCCUUAUGAGCCCACUCUGUUCUGUUUGGUUAGAUUUCAGAAGCUGCGUCAACACACCACAAAAUAAACUCUAGUUGUAGGAUUUUACUACAUUUUCUGGUUCUUUACUCAAAAACUCUCAAAUAUAUCUGGACUUGUUCAAGCCAGAAUCUCAUCCAAAUUAUGUUAGUAGAUAAGAAUAAAGAAGUGCAACAAUCUUAGCAACCAAGGCAACAGAAUAGACGAUAGUUUAUGGCCAGGUGACCCGACAUCAGCUUCGGAGCAGGUUUUUGACUUGCAGGGAGCAUUUCUACAUACAUUAACCUAAAGUUUUGGAACUCUGACCAUGUUUUACAUAGAUAUUUAACAUCAUAACUGUAUGUAAAUAACAGAAAACUAGAAAAUGGAUGAUAUGGCUCCUUUAAAACAAGACUCAUAUGUCCAUAUGCUGAUUGAAACUGUUUCUGGUUCCUGUAAUUGUUCCUGGACAUGAAAAGAUCCCCUCCUUAUGCAGUUUCAAUGUAGGGACAAAAUCCACAGUCCUUGUUCUUUACAUAAAUGAGUUCUGAAGUUCAAGAUUUGAGUUGGAUAAUUCAAACAAUAUUUUCCAAAGUUACAAUAUUUUUGUGUUUAAAAUUCCCCAUUUGUGUUACUGUGUCACAUCUCAGUAAGGAAACACUUCUGAAGAAGCAAAACAAGGGAACCUGGUUCAAAAAAGACCAACUUUAUUUUUUGUUAUCGUUCAAAUGUCGACAUGUAAGGGUAAGGCCUAAUUUUGAUGUUGGAUUACAUAAUUUGUGCUUUUUAAUUAGUAUCCUUUUAAAUUUUCUGUGAACUUGUGCUUCUUUAUAGAGUUGUGGGAGGUUAUUUUAAAAAUAUAAGCGAAGGUAUUCUUGGAAAAAAAGACUAACUUUGAAAGAUACCCACUUGAUUUGUCUAACUCAGACUGCUGAAGCCUCAUAUUAACUUCAGCUGAACUUGAUGCAUUUUUGCAGACUGUAGAUUUAGUCCCCGAUCACUUACAUCAGGAUCACUUUAGGAAAUGAACUGUUUUAAUAUGCGUAUUGGCAUAUGAGUACUGUUCUUAGAUAGAACUGAAAAGGUGAACCUAUCAUUAGUAAAUUCACUUUCAAAUCAGUUUGUUCAAAAUGUAAAUAGGACUUGUAAUUAAUAUGCUGAUAACAGAGCAGACAUUGUAAAUGCUUAUUUCCUUACUGUAUUUAUUUCAAUGUCAGAUAUCUGUUUUGACAUGCCAAAACAUUUGCAAAACAUUAAACAUUUGACUGUCUGGACAGAGUGUAUUGAAAGUGAACUGUAUUCUGACUCAGUCUUGGAGACGCAGAAAUGGGACUGUACUGCGAGUAUCUGCAGGUUUUUGUGUGCGGACAGUUGCAGCCUCAAUCUUCCCACUAGAAGGAGACAAAUCUGCAGUAACUGCUCCUGUGGCAGCUGAACACAUUUAUCUUGUUUUACAGGUUGUCAUGAGAAACAUUUGAAUACAGCUUGUUUUUUUUUUAAACACACAGUGUGAGUUUCUCAUCCAAGUUCAAAUGCAAAACUGGUAAUUAGGUUAAAGCGUAACUGUGCCGCUCAACAACAUUGUCAGCCCUUGU